Mesorhabditis spiculigera is the source of this 1452-nucleotide messenger RNA. The record is from the annotation of a GenBank genome assembly. NCBI's taxonomy places the organism in Eukaryota, Metazoa, Nematoda, Chromadorea, Rhabditida, Rhabditidae.
AUGAACGCCCGACGUUCAUUUCGAAAAAAGCUCAAGAAGGAGGACAUCUCGACGCCGGCAAAUUUUGAACAUCGGAUCCACGCCGGAUACAACCAAAAGACUGGCCAAUAUACGGGUUUGCCAAAGCAAUGGGAAGCUUUGCUUGGGCGCACGCGGCCUUUGGCGAACCGGCCCCGGCCGCUUGUCGACCCGUCUCAAUACACCCAGUCGCAAGUUUCUUCAUUGAAAACCGUCGUUCGGGGCGAUCUCGUUGUCCAGACGCCAGCUUUUCAAAAUGGACAUAUGCAAUCAUUUGAACGAUCGUCUAUCCGUAGCAGUGGAGUGAUCUCGCCUUAUGGCCCUCGUUCUCCAGCGGACCCUUCGAAACGCUACCCUUUCGAUGAGCCCGGUUAUGUGUCGUUCCCUUUCCAACAGAAAAACACGCAGAAUGCGCAAAUACACUUGGCUGAGAAUGGCAAUCUGCACUCGAUGUUGGGACAGUCAGCCUCGGGCUCCGUGACAUCCUCCUCAAUGUCGAGCACUUCUGGCAUGGAGCAGAACGCGAAUAGGGCUGGGCACAAUCCGAGCAACCUCACACACGAUCAGUUCCGAACAGCCCUCUCAUCAGUUGUGACACCGAAUAUCUCGCCCGCGCAAUUAUGCGAAAUGACACGAUUUGCGGAGGGGAGCACGGGAUUUGUCGACACGGCGAUCUUGCGCUCGAAUCGUCAAAAAGUUGCCGUGAAGAAGAUGGAUUUGCGCAAGCAGGCGCGACGUGAACUCCUUUUCAACGAAGUUUGUAUUAUGCGUGACUAUCGGCAUCCCAACAUCGUCGAAAUGCUCAGCUCGUUCCUGGUAGGAGAUGAGCUGUGGGUUAUCAUGGAAUUUAUGGAAGGCGGUUCGCUGACAGAUAUCGUCACCACUUGCAGGAUGUUCGAGCCUCAAAUCGCAUGUGUGGCGCAGCAGUGCCUACGCGGACUCGCAUUUCUGCACAUCAAUGGUAUCAUUCAUCGGGAUAUCAAAUCGGACUCGAUUCUGCUGAAACGAAACGGAGUCGUUAAAUUGAGUGAUUUCGGAUUUUGCGGUCGCCUCUCAAAAGACAUUCCGAGGCGACGAAGUCUGGUUGGGACGCCAUAUUGGACGGGCCCCGAGGUGAUAGCGCGUCAGCCGUAUGAUGCCUCGGCGGACGUCUGGUCGUUCGGCAUUUUAACAAUCGAGAUGGUGGAGGGGGAACCGCCUCUUUUCAACGAAGACCCGAUGACGGCGCUGCGCUUGAUCCGUGACAAUCCCCCGCCACGCCUAAACCCGGCAGCACAGAGCACGCCGGUGCUGCAUGAUUUUGUCUCGAGAUGUCUUCUUCGAGAAGCCCACUUACGGUGGAAAUGCGAACAGCUACUCGGACACCCGUUUAUCCAGGGCGCGGCUCCGGCGGAAACCCUCUGUCCAUUGAUCCAGAGCGGUCAACAAAAACAU